This is a messenger RNA of Piliocolobus tephrosceles (Ugandan red Colobus), 3415 nucleotides long. RefSeq names its product bromodomain testis associated (gene BRDT). Bases 427 to 3264 code for a protein of 945 amino acids. Gene Ontology annotation, cellular component: chromatin; nucleus. The record is from RefSeq and is a predicted model, not a curated record. The transcript is spliced from 20 exons. Lineage: Eukaryota; Metazoa; Chordata; Mammalia; Primates; Cercopithecidae. Gene Ontology annotation, biological process: regulation of DNA-templated transcription; chromatin remodeling.
UAUAAAGGCGCCUGUCGCAGUCGCCUAGCGGCCGCCAUUAAAACAAAAACUGGCAGUGAGGAACUGCGGAGAACUGUUGCCCUGCACCGCUUAAUUUUGUGUGGCCAAAAAGGGGCAGUCACGUAAGGUUCGUUUUGUAAUAUACAGGUAACAUUACAGGUAACGUACCCUCCACAGGGAGUGUUGCCUUAGGCCCGCCCCGAGGUGCGACCUUGGGUGGGAACAACCGUUUUUCCCCCCUCCCCUCCCCCACCCCAUCAACAUCCUACGACAGUCCGGGCAGUUGAGAAGGCCACCCCGACUUCGUGCCUGCAGCCCAGUUCCUCUUAGGUCUUGGACUGGUGUGGAUCGCUGCUGCCUGUACUGUAAUUUUGGAAAUGCAAGAGAAAGACAUGUAUUUGUAAGCAGGAUUCGAAGCAGUUAAGAAUGUCUCUGCCAAGUCGACAAACAGCUAUUAUUGUUAACCCUCCUCCACCAGAGUAUAUAAAUACCAAGAAAAAUGGGCGAUUGACAAAUCAACUUCAGUAUCUACAAAAAGUUGUCCUAAAGGAUUUAUGGAAGCAUAGUUUUUCAUGGCCUUUUCAACAUCCUGUGGAUGCUGUGAAACUAAAGUUGCCUGAUUAUUAUACCAUUAUAAAAAACCCAAUGGAUUUAAAUACAAUUAAGAAGCGCUUGGAGAAUAAAUAUUAUGUGAAGGCUUCAGAAUGUAUAGAAGACUUCAAUACAAUGUUCUCAAAUUGUUAUUUAUAUAACAAGCCUGGAGAUGACAUUGUUCUUAUGGCACAAGCUCUCGAGAAGCUGUUUAUGCAGAAAUUAUCUCAGAUGCCACAAGAAGAGCAAGUUGUGGGUGGUAAGGAAAGAAUCAAGAAAGGCACUCAACAGAAUAUAGCUGUUUUUUCUGCUAAAGAAAAAUCAUCACCCAACGCAACAGAAAAAGUAUUUAAGCAGCAAGCAAUUCCUUCUGUAUUUCCUAAGACAUCUGUUUCUCCCUUGAACAUGGCACAAGGAGCUUCAGUCAACUCCAGUUCACAAACUGCGGCCCAGGUUACAAAGGGUGUGAAGAGGAAAGCAGAUACAACAGCUCCUGCAACUUCAGUAGUUAAAGCAAGUAGUGAAUUUUCUCCAACAUUCACAGAAAAAUCAGUGACAUUGCCACCAAUAAAAGAAAAUAUGCCAAAGAAUGUUUUGCCAGAUUCUCAGCAACAAUAUAAUGUUGUGAAGAGUGUUAAAGUAACUGAACAAUUAAGGCACUGUAGUGAGAUUCUUAAAGAAAUGCUUGCAAAGAAACAUUUUUCAUAUGCAUGGCCCUUUUAUAAUCCUGUUGAUGUUAAUGCUUUGGGACUCCAUAACUACUAUGACAUUGUCAAAAAUCCAAUGGAUCUUGGAACUAUUAAGGAGAAAAUGGAUAACCAAGAAUAUAAGGAUGCAUACAAAUUUGCGGCAGAUGUUAGAUUAAUGUUCAUGAAUUGCUACAAGUACAAUCCUCCAGAUCACGAAGUUGUGACAAUGGCAAGAAUGCUUCAGGAUGUUUUUGAAAAGCAUUUUUCAAAGAUCCCAGUUGAACCUGUUGAGAGUAUGCCUUUAUGUUACAUCAAAACAGAUAUCACAGAAACCACUGGUAGAGAGAACACUAAUGAAGCCUCCUCUGAAGGGAACUCUUCUGGUGAUUCUGAAGAUGAACGAGUUCAGCGUCUUGCAAAGCUUCAGGAGCAGCUUAAAGCUGUACAUCAACAGCUCCAGGUUUUGUCCCAAGUACCUUUCCGUAAGCUAAAUAAAAAGAAAGAGAAGUCUAAAAAGGAAAAGAAAAAAGAAAAGGUUAACAACAGCAAUGAAAAUUCAAGAAAACUGUGUGAGCAAAUGAGACUAAAGGAAAAGUCCAAGAGAAAUCAGCCAAAGAAAAGGAAACAACAGUACAUUGGUCAAAAAUCUGAAGAUGAAGAUAAUGCUAAACCUAUGAACUAUGAUGAGAAAAGGCAGUUAAGUUUGAAUAUAAACAAACUCCCUGGAGAUAAACUUGGGCGAGUAGUUCAUAUAAUACAGUCAAGAGAGCCUUCUCUGAGCAAUUCCAAUCCUGAUGAGAUAGAGAUAGACUUUGAAACACUGAAAGCAUCAACACUAAGAGAAUUAGAAAAAUAUGUUUUGGCAUGUCUAAGAAAGAGACCAUUAAAACCUCCUGCUAGGAAAGUAAUGAUGUCCAAAGAAGAACUUCACUCACAGAAAAAACAGGAAUUGGAAAAGCGGUUACUGGAUGUUAAUAAUCAGUUAAAUUCUAGAAAACGUCAAACAAAAUCUGAGAAAACGCAACCAUCCAAAGCUGUUGGAAGUGUUUCCCGACUGAGUGAGAGCAGCAGCAGCAGCUCAUCGGAGUCUGAAAGUAGCAGCAGUGACUUAAGCUCUUCAGACAGCAGUGGUUCCGAAUCAGAAAUGUUCCCUAAGUUUACAGAAGUAAAACCAAAUGAUUCUCCUUCUAAAGAGAAUGUAAAAAAAAUGAAGAUUGAAUGUAUACUGCCUGAAGGAAGAAUAGGCGUCACACAGAUAGAAUAUUCUGUGCAAGACAAAACCUCUGCCAAUACUACCCUUGUUCAUCAGACCACACCUUCACAUGUAAUGCCACCAAAUCACCACCAAUUAGCAUUUAAUUAUCAAGAAUUAGAACAUUUACAGACCAUGAAAAACAUUUCACCUUUCCAAAUUCGGCCUCCCUCAGGUGAUUCUGAACAGCUCUCAAAUGGCAUAACUGUGAUGCAUCCAUCUGGUGAUAAUGACACAACGAUAUUAGAAUCUGAACGUCAAGCUCCUGUGCAGAAGGAUAUAAAGAUUAAGAACGCAGAUUCAUGGAAAAGUUUAGGCAAAUCCGUGAAACCAUCAGGUGUCAUGAAAUCCUCAGAUGAGCUCUUCAACCAAUUUAGAAAAGCAGCCAUAGAAAAGGAAGUAAAAGCUCGGACACAGGAACUCAUACGGAAGCAUUUGGAACAAAAUACAAAGGAACCAAAAGUAUCCCAAGAAAACCAGAGGGAUCUUGGGAAUGGAUUGACUGUAGAAUCUUUUUCAAAUAAAAUACAAAACAAGUGCUCUGGAGAAGAGCAGAAAGAACAUCAGCAGUCAUUGGAAGCUCAAGAUAAAUCCAAACUCUGGCUUCUCAAAGACCGUAAUUUAGCAAGGGAGAAAGAACAAGAGAGGAGGAGGAGAGAAGCAAUGGCGGGUACCAUUGAUAUGACCCUUCAAAGUGACAUUAUGACAAUGUUUGAAAACAACUUUGAUUAAAACUUAGUUUUUAAAUUAACCAACUUAAAAUGAAUGGUAAAACAUCAAAAUGCAUAUGGUAAAGUGAUUGCUUUCAGAUACCAAGAUACCAAUCUUAUAUUGUAUUUUGACUGCUCUAAAAUGAUUAAACAGUUUUCACUUACAUUUUUAA